Molecule: messenger RNA, 2198 nt
Organism: Passer domesticus (house sparrow)
Lineage: Eukaryota; Metazoa; Chordata; Aves; Passeriformes; Passeridae
Gene: GPR82
Product: G protein-coupled receptor 82
Exons: 3
Coding region: 439-1488 (349 amino acids)
Biological process (GO): G protein-coupled receptor signaling pathway
Cellular component (GO): membrane
Molecular function (GO): G protein-coupled receptor activity
Source: RefSeq, a predicted model, not a curated record
UGUCUCUCAGAACAGCCCAACAGAGACAGGCUGGGGGGCACAAGGACACAGGAGGGGACACAGCAGGGACAGCUGGCCCCGGGGGUAUCCCAGAGCACAUGGUGCCAUGCUCAACAGUAAAAGCCAGGAAGGAAGCUUGGCUGCGUUGCUAUUUUUAGGAACUCAGUGGGCACUGGUCAGAUGGGGUUGCUUUCUAUCACUUGGGGUUUUUUUGUUUUCUUUUUCUUUAAGCUUAUUAAACUCUUUCCCACAAACCAUGAAUUUCCACUUUUACCCUACCGGUUCUACCUCGCAGCUCACUGGAGAGGAAAUUCCAGUGCCAUCAUUUUCACUGCAGCUGUGGAGAUUAAACAGAUACCAGACAGAAGUAUUUCCUCUCACCAAGGGAAGGUGCCCGCAGCUUGUGUAGCUCUGACCACUCAAGAAAUCCUGCCAUAAAUGAACAACUCAUCAUGUCUUCAGCCAUCGCCAGCUACCACCGUAGCUCUCCCCAUCCUCUACUCCUGCCUGUUUCCUGCUGGAAUCUUUGGCAACAUUCUGAUUCUGAGUGUCUGGGUAUUUUCACAGAAAACGCCCACCCGAAGGACACAGUACAUUUACCUGGCCAACCUGGUGACUGCAAAUCUGCUGGUUUGCAGCACCAUGCCCUUCCUGGCUGUCUACUUUGCCGAGGGGCACCGCUGGCCCUACGAGUCGGCGGCGUGCAGGCUCACCCAUCACCUGGGGACGCUGGUGAUGCACGUCAGCAUGUACGUGACCAUCACCAUCCUGUGCUCCAUUGCCCUCAGCCAGUAUGCCACGCUGAAGAAGAACUGUGGCCCACAACACUCCCCAGCUCUGCCAGGAACCUUCCAAGGGCGCUUGCUGCACAAGUUCCAGCGGCCGAAAUUCGCUAGAUAUUUUUGCGUCGUUAUCUGGCUGAUUGUGCUCUGCAUUACAGUCACAGCCAUCAUCUACAACGUCCAGGAGACGGUUUCAGGAGAGUUCCCUACAUGCUACAACAUCAAGGUAGAAGCUGGUGAGCAUCCUGCAAUGAUUGCAGCUUUUCUUGCAACUGUGUGCUUUUUUCUGUUUUUUAUGACUGUUUUGUGGUCGUACUAUUCUCUUACUAGACAUCUGAACCGAAUACAAGAAAACACCUGUAUUGAAGAAAAACAUCUCAUUUACAGAACAGUGAAAAGAAACAUUCUUGUCAUCCAGAUGAUAUUAACUGUCUGUUUUCUUCCAUACCACAUUUUUAGGCCAAUUUUCUAUGUGCUGCUUACAGAUGAUGACUGUCCAAGGUUAAACUAUCUAGUGGAAAUUAAAAAUCUCCUUACUUGUCUUGCUGCUACUAAAAGCAGUUUAGAUCCAGUUAUAACCCUUCUGUUAGAUAAAACAUUUAAGAAAAGUUUUUAUGGCCUGUUUACAAAAUGCACAUCAGAACAUCAAGAACGUAAUGAUGAUAUUUUCCCUGAAAUGGGAAGAAAUAUGGAAAGAUUUUCAUAGACUAUAAAUAAUAAUAAACUAAUUUUAACUACCUUUAGACAGACUUUGAUAUAAAAUGGCAAAUAUUUAAAUAAAAUGGUAACAUAUUGUAUUUUCUUUUCAAAUCAUCUUGCUACAUCAACAUUAGUCACAAUAAAUCCAACAUAUAUAUCCAAAUGAAUCCAAGGAAUUUGUAGAGGGAACAGUGUAAUAUCCAUUCAUCCAUGUAAUACAAAAGACAUUUCAUAUUUGACCUGUGGACAGUUCCUUUUACCUAACAAGUCAAGGAAGAAGGUAAAAACUAGGCUGAAGUUGAGGACCCAGCUCUCUCUUGUUGUCAGCAAGAUUUGUACAUAGGUUUCCCUUACAAGAAGGUUGAACAAAGCACACACACUUUCCUUGGGAUGGGUGAGCCACGACUGUGCUACACAUCCAAUGGCCAAGUAACCACAGCAAGACAGAGCUGAGCAGUCAAAGCUUUCCAGAUGGCAAAGUGCUGCUGACAGGACUGGUUUUAGAUCAUCAGCUGCAAGCCUGGGUGAGCAGAGCUGCUCACUACCAAAAUGCUCUCCUGAUUUGCACAGACACAAACUCAAACCCCACCACUUCUGUCCUUCCUGAAAUACACUUCAUAGGGAAUGUAGCUGCAGUUAUCUCAGAAAAAUGCCUGCCUGGGCUUGUUUCUCUUAGAAGAGUUUUUGAGGGCAGCAUAGGCUGAAGACAUUCCUCCU